Oryza brachyantha (malo sina) is the source of this 1084-nucleotide messenger RNA. Its product is annotated as translation machinery-associated protein 22. Gene Ontology annotation, biological process: translation reinitiation; formation of translation preinitiation complex. Gene Ontology annotation, molecular function: mRNA binding; translation initiation factor activity. Lineage: Eukaryota; Viridiplantae; Streptophyta; Magnoliopsida; Poales; Poaceae. The coding region runs from base 193 to 807 and encodes 204 amino acids. The record is from RefSeq and is a predicted model, not a curated record. The transcript is spliced from 6 exons.
UUCCACGAUAAUAAGGAAGGAAAGGGUGGAGAAUCGCAUCCGAUCCGAAUCCGGCGAGCCGAAUCAAAUCCGCCGCGAGCACGCGCAGCAAAUUCGCCGCCCUGAGACCUCCUCGCCGUCGAUUCCUCAGCAUUCCUCCGCGCGGAGUUAGCAGGAAGCGGGUGGGGGAGCGGGGCGGAGAGGCGGGCUGCGAUGGCGGCGGAGAAGCCGGCUCCGGUGAGGGUGCUGUACUGCGGCGUGUGCGGCCUCCCCGCCGAGUACUGCGAGUUCGGCUCCGACUUCGAGCGCUGCAAGCCGUGGCUCCGCGCCAACGCGCCGGGCGUCUACCCCGAGGAGCUCCUCGCGUCCUCCUCCUCCGCCGCCGCCGCCGGCGACAAGGACGUCGACAAGGUCGGGGAGCGGCUGCGGGGCGUCGGGAUCUCCACCGCCGACGGCUCCACCAGUGCAGGGGAUGCUUCGGCGUCGAAGCCGGAAGAGGUGAAACGCUUGCCUGGUGGAAAGGUCAAGAAGAAGGAUAAACAAGAGGUUUCGAUCGAGAAGAUUGUCCGCAACAAGCGCAAAUGUGUUACAGUGGUGAAGGGCCUGGAAUUAUUCGGUGUCAAGCUGAGCGAUGCUUCAAAGAAGUUGGGGAAGAAAUUUGCUACAGGAGCCUCUGUUGUUAAAGGCCCCACUGAGAAGGAGCAAAUUGAUGUGCAAGGGGACAUAUCAUAUGAUAUCGUGGAGUUCAUUACAGAUACUUGGCCUGAUGUACCUGAGUCAGCCAUUUUUUUCGUUGAAGAUGGAGGAAGGAAGGUUGCUGCUGCUUGAUGUUUUAUGGCCACAAGGCAGAAUACCAAAUGGAGUUACAAAUAUAGUAGAAACAUAAGACAAGAGUAUGCCUGCUAAGGUAUGGCUCUUACAUGAGCUCAUCAAUGCUACUCCUCCAAAGACAAAAAAACUGUUCCAUUUCGUUUUUGGUCUUAGUUCACAACUGGUGUUUUAUUGACAACUGGUCCCAUGUGUAUCAACUUUAUCCUGCAAGUCAGUUUGGUAUUGCUAGCCAUUUGAAGUGGCAAAUGUUUGUUGUGGACUUGCAAAGAGUGCA